Portunus trituberculatus (swimming crab) is the source of this 2087-nucleotide messenger RNA. It is a transcript of the gene GluRS-m, whose product is annotated as probable glutamate--tRNA ligase, mitochondrial. NCBI's taxonomy places the organism in Eukaryota, Metazoa, Arthropoda, Malacostraca, Decapoda, Portunidae. Gene Ontology annotation, molecular function: tRNA binding; glutamate-tRNA ligase activity; zinc ion binding. The record is from RefSeq and is a predicted model, not a curated record. Gene Ontology annotation, biological process: glutamyl-tRNA aminoacylation. Bases 151 to 1836 code for a protein of 561 amino acids. The transcript has 11 exons.
ACGUGCCAUCAUACCACCUAUUGUCAAUGGGAAUGAAGCCUUAGACACAUACCGAGAUAUUUCACAGCUCCGGAUUCUUUUAACUAUACCGUCUUUAUAGAGAACUGCUGGUUACUUCUGCGGCUCUUCAUUUAUGAGAGAAUAGAACUGAUGAUGCUGCAUCAGGCUUUACUGAGACGAAUCACUGCCCACUGCUGCGCUUCUCACAGCAGGCAUUGCAUUAGAUCCUUCAGGGCAUCGUCAUGUUGCCUUGAUGGUGUGCGUGUCAGGUUUGCUCCGAGCCCAACAGGAUAUCUUCAUCUGGGAGGCUUACGGACAGCACUCUACAACUUUCUGUUUGCCAAAGCCAACAAUGGAAAGUUUAUUUUGCGUAUUGAAGACACAGACCAAAGCCGGUUGGUCCCUCAGGCCAGUGAGAGGCUUGAAGAAAUGUUGGUUUGGGCAAAAAUACCUCCUGAUGAAUCUCCUGAAGUAGGUGGACCUGUGGGACCAUACAUGCAGUCCCAGCGCCUUCAUCUCUAUCAAGAGUAUGUUAAGAGACUCCUGGAAAAUGGCACUGCAUACAAGUGUUAUUGUUCCAACAGGAGAUUGAAUUGGCUGCGUAAUGAUGCCAUAAGAAGAAAUGAAGUCCCCAAAUAUGACAACAGAUGUCGCCACCUCUCUCAGAAGCAAAUUGAGGAGCUGGAAGGGAAAGGGACAGAGUCAUGCAUAAGGUUCAAGCUUGAUGCAGUGAAGGAGCCAUUUAAGGAUGUCAUCUACGGAUCUCUGGCAAACAGUGCGGCGGAGCAGGAGGGGGAUCCGGUCAUUAUGAAGGCUGACGGCUUCCCCACUUACCACUUUGCCAACGUUGUGGAUGACCACCUCAUGGGCAUCACCCACGUCCUCAGGGGAGUGGAGUGGCAAGUGUCCACACCCAAACACCUCCAGCUGUACAGAGCAUUUGGCUGGAACCCUCCUGUUAUUGGCCACCUCCCCCUCAUCCUGAAUCGGGAUGGCAGCAAGCUGUCCAAGAGACAAGGAGAUGUCCACAUUGAGCAUUACCGUGCCCAGGGAUACGCUGCCGAGGCAGUCCUCAACUUUGUGACAGACAUUGGUGGAGGUUUUGAGGGUAGGGACAGCAGGCAGCUCCUCUCAGUGGAAGAAUUAAUAAAAAAGUUUGAUGUUUCCCGCAUCACAAAAAAUUCUUGCCGUCUGGACAUGGAGAAGUUGUAUCGUUAUAAUCAGCUGAGUCUUCAUAAGUGCCUUGAAGAUUCCUCAGAAGUGAAGAUGCUGCUUGCCCAACUCAGAGACCUUCUCAGGAAGACUUAUAGAGAGAGGCUCCAUAGCAGCACUGCUCAAGAGAAGGUGUUGGGCACAGACUACCUCACCCAGGUGUUGGAGUGGAGCAAGGACAGGAUCACUUGCCUCCAGGACCUGCUGCAGCCAGAGUUCUCCUAUGUUUGGGUGGUUCCUGACCAGCUGCCAGUCAGUCGUCUCCCUGCAAUGUCUUGUUCACAUGCGAAGGUGCUGAGGAGAGUGGAGGAUCUCAUUGCCUCCAAUACGGAUUCCUUCACAAAAGAGAACAUUGCCAGGCUGGUGAAAAGUGUUGGAAAGGAAUACAAGUUGAAAACCCCAGUCAUCAUGAAGUUAAUGAGGAUGGCAGUCAGUGGCCUUACAGAGGGGCCACCCGUUGGGGAAAUGUUGGCCGUGCUGGGCAAAGAAGCAGCCUUGGAGCGCAUCCAGCAUGCUGUGAGGCUUAUACAGAGCAGUAAUUAUGAGUGGGUACCGGGUGUUAGUCGGGGUUUGUGUCCUGCCUCUCGGGGUGGCGGCCUGGCACCUGCCGUGGCGUGUAGCUGAAGGGUGCAAACCUGUGAUCCCCAAACCCGGCUUCGGCCAAACCACAAACCACAAUGAUGAUGAAGGUUCCUGCUGGAGUGAUCAGUGUAGCCUUAAUCUGUGGGGAAUUGUCUUGUCACGGUGAUGGGCGUUGAAGCAUGACUGGCCUGUCACUGGCUGGACAGUUUGGUGCCUGUCAGCUUCAUGGACAAAAGAAUGAACACAGAGGAAGAGGCAAUAAAGAACAAAAGAGAGAGAGAGAAAAGAGUGGA